Microbotryum saponariae is the source of this 1617-nucleotide messenger RNA. The record is from the annotation of a GenBank genome assembly. NCBI's taxonomy places the organism in Eukaryota, Fungi, Basidiomycota, Microbotryomycetes, Microbotryales, Microbotryaceae.
AUGGCCACCCGAACGAGUACGGGCGUCAAGAGGAUCCUCAAAGAGGCGUCCGAGCUAGAGGCCGAUGACUCGUGCGACUACAGCGCCGGCCCGCUCGAGGACGAUCUGUUCAACUGGCACUUCACCAUCAAGGGUCCUUCGGGUACCGACUUUGAAGGUCAGUCUUUGUGAUGUUAUGGGUCGUGAUCCGGCUGCUGGCUGCUGGCCGCUGGCUGGCCCUCGCCACCGAUCGAGCACUGCUGCCAGCUGCUGCGAGUGCGUCGACGUCGUGCCUAUCAUCACCACCACCGCCCCGGCUGGCUGGGCAGUCGGCGGCCAAGCCCCUGUUGCGAUUGACGUGGCAUGUACUGACGCCUCUUUCGUGCCUCUACCCUGCGCGUACCUCGUGCCGGUUAGGUGGUGUCUACCAUGGACGAAUGAUCGUAAGUUUUCAUAUCCUCUGUCCCCUCGUUGCAGCCCCAUUACCCACCCCCCGGUCCAUGGUCCAUCGCGGCCCAAUCGAGCCUCGAGCGUGCAAGCUGACCCCGCGUUCGAAUUCGGUCUUGUCUCCCGUCCCGCUCCCACCACGACAUGAUCCCCCUCCCCUCCACUUGCCAUUUCCUACCACAGCUCCCCUCCGAAUACCCAUUCAAGCCUCCAGAAAUCUACAUGGCCACCCCUUCGGGCCGGUUCGAAACCAACAAGAAGAUCUGCCUCUCGAUUUCGAGCUUCCACCCCGAGACGUGGCAACCGUCGUGGGGGAUCCGUACCGCGUUGCUCGCUCUCAUGGCCUUUUUCGAGACUGAGGUGGGUUUUGGCGAUUUCGGCAAACAUGACCUGUAUAUUGACGACUGUCACGUUUCAUGUUUCGUCGUGCAGGCCGCUGGAGCUGUGGGGUCACUCGAAGUGCCUCCGGCCGAACGUCGGCGACUAGCUCAGGCGUAAGUCCCGGUUUUGGCUAGUUUCACCCGGCAGAGGGCCAACGGCUGACCGUUCUCUCCUCGUAGAUCCCGGACAUUCCACUGUGUGACGUGCGAUUUCCACGCGAGCAAGUUCUUGACCCUCACCACGACCACGCCCUCGUCCGACACCGAGGACGGUGAAGCUGUCGACGAGGAGGAUGAGGAAGACGAGGAAGUCGCCGCCGUCGCGUCCAGUACCGAUCGAUCCGAUGAAGCGACCGCCAUCUUUCCCUCGUCGCGCGGACCAGGUGUCGGUGCCGCUGAUGUUGGAGGCCAUGCCGUCACGACGCCGAACCACGUUUCGGGAACAGCCGAUCGUGUCACGAAUGCCUCGGCGCCGCAUCCCAGACAUCACCACAUCCCCACUGCCGCUGCUACUCUGGACGCGAUUCCUGCUCCUCAACUCCGAGUUGUCCAACACCGUCCUGCACCCGCUCAUGAACCUAGAUCGGCCGCACCCCCACCGUCGAACCCGAGUUCGGCCUCGAGUGUGGCUGCGGUUGCUUCGACCUCAUCCGCACCAGCGGCAGCGGCAGCCCCGCCGGCUGCUACGCCCGAAACUGCGGCUCUCCCUGCCGAUUUGAUGAUGAUCGGUGGUCAACCGACGGCCGUUGAUCGGCUGAUCCUCGUCGUCCUCGUCGCGAUCCUCGCUCUCGUCGUUCGUAAAGUCGCAUAG